This is a messenger RNA of Sardina pilchardus (European sardine), 819 nucleotides long. RefSeq lists its product as uncharacterized. Lineage: Eukaryota; Metazoa; Chordata; Actinopteri; Clupeiformes; Clupeidae. The record is from RefSeq and is a predicted model, not a curated record. The transcript has 4 exons. The coding region runs from base 37 to 819 and encodes 260 amino acids.
AUUGCGUGUGCGGAACUUGUGUCCGGCAUCCAGGGUAUGGUGGAAUCCGCAAUACACAAUUUCAUCAAGGUACCAACACUUGAAGAGGCAAAAACAACAGCCCGGCAUUUCAAAGAUAAAUUCCAUCUGCCGCAAGUAGUUGGAUGCAUUGACGGAACUCAUAUCCCUAUACUUCCCCCCAGCGAUGGCUACAAGGACUUCGUAAACCGUAAAGGUUGGCCGUCCUAUGUUCUUCAGGCAGUGGUGGACAAUGCAUAUUGUUUUUGGAACAUCAACUGUAAAAUGCCAGGGAGUGCCCAUGACGCCAAUGUUUUAAGGCAGUCCACAUUAUUUGAAAAGGCACAUCAGCUGCCAAAGGACCCGAUAAAGAUUGAUGGGACAGAAGUAGAUUUCUUCUUGCUUGGUGAUCCAGCCUACCCUUUAAUGGACUGGCUCAUGAAAGCCCACAUAUCCUCCCCAAGGCUAACUCCUGAACAGGAAUCAUUCAAUGUGUACCUCAGUGCAGCUAGAACCACUGUAGAGGUGGCAUUUGGGAGACUGAAGUCAAGGUGGAGAGUUCUACUGAAAAGGAGUGACUUCCAUUAUACCCUGUCACCUUAUGUGAUUGCAACAUGCUGUGCACUUCACAACUUCUGUGAGCGCGAAAACGAACCGAUGAUUCCGGCUUGGACGGAAGAGGUGGGGAUGUUGGAGCAGGUACAUGCUCAACCUGCUGCUCGACCUCACAGUGCUGCAGAAGCAAGUGGUGCACAGCGGAUAAGACAGGCGCUGACCACAUACAUGGCAGCCCACCAUCCCCUCCGGCAUCGGGAGCUGUAA